This is a messenger RNA of Nematolebias whitei (Rio pearlfish), 891 nucleotides long. RefSeq names its product NADH:ubiquinone oxidoreductase complex assembly factor 4 (gene ndufaf4). Gene Ontology annotation, cellular component: mitochondrion. The transcript has 3 exons. Gene Ontology annotation, biological process: mitochondrial respiratory chain complex I assembly. The record is from RefSeq and is a predicted model, not a curated record. NCBI's taxonomy places the organism in Eukaryota, Metazoa, Chordata, Actinopteri, Cyprinodontiformes, Rivulidae. The coding region runs from base 42 to 575 and encodes 177 amino acids.
AGAAGAAACUAUUGACUCCAGACUGUACAAGGUUGUUCGUCAUGGGGGCACGGGUUGCGCGGUUGUUCCGAAACUUUAACAUAGAAAACCGGGUACUUCGGGAGCUGUCCAAGGAGAAGCCGGUCGCUGCGCCUCGACACGCGACCGGCGCUCCGACCCCGGUCAGCCCUGACGUGGUGAACGAGGUGAAGCAGAAGAACCAGCACUUACUGGACCUCCUCCGAACCGUUUACGUUGAGUCCAGAGACCCAGCAGCAGAACCACCAGAGGGGUCCAAGGCAGCGACUGUAGUGGAACAAUCCCAGUGCAGGCCCAUCAAGUUCAGCUUUCCUGUCAAGAUGGCCGGUGUAAUAGAACUCACAGAUGUCCCUAAAGGUAAAGUGACCCUGGUUGAGGCGCUCCGGGCCCUGGGCAGUCACCAGCACUAUCCUCAGACCUGGACGCCUGAAAAGAUCGCACAGGAGUAUUCCCUGGACUUAAAAGAUGUCAAAUCUGUCCUGGAGUUCUUUGUCCCUUUCGUCAUGGAGAUUGUUCCUCCAGCGAGCAAAACUGUCAAGCACAUAAAGGGUUCUUAAACCCAGCGAGAGUACCGCAGCGCGUCCUUGGAACUGGGUCGUCUUCAUCUUUUGGAUCACUUGUGAACACUUUGGGUUUAUGUGCCACUGGGGUUGCAGUGUUUCCUCCACCAUUGUCCAAGGAGGACGCCCUGCCCACCGAACUGCGCCCCUAAGCUAGCGGCACAGAAUACUGACUCGCUAGCUAAAAAGCUACAGAGGUAGCGCUCCGUUGUCCUCUCAUUGUCCUGUCCACACAUUAAAGUUGUUUAAGGUUGAUCUCCAUCCAUUGUCUUCCACUCUUUCCAAAGACACGUCGCGGGGCAGCAGUUUGAGC